CAUGGUUUUUGGAACAGAAGAAGAAGAAGAAGAAAUUGAAGAAAGAAUGCCUCAAGAGAGCAGCAAUUACUACGGCUCCAUAUUCACGUCGCCCGGCAAGAACUUGAGAGGGUUGAAGGGUUUGAACUCCAUCAUCGGCAACAACAACAACAGUAACAGCAACUCUUCCGACGCGUCUUCGUUCGCCGGCGAUGAGAUCAUCAACGACCACGAACUGGCCCAGAGAAAAGCCGAAGAAGCGGCGUCGAGGAGAUACCAGGCGGUGGAAUGGCUUCGGCAGAUGGACCAAGGCGCUUGGGAGGUUCUCCCCAAGGAGCCUUCCGAGGAAGACUUCUGUCUCGCCCUCCGCAAUGGCCUCGUUCUCUGCAACGUCCUCAACAAGGUCAAUCCCGGCGCCGUCCUCAAGGUGGUGGAGAAUCCGGUCCUCGAUGUUCAGGCCACGGAGGGCGCGGCUCAAUCUGCGAUUCAGUAUUUCGAGAACAUGAGGAACUUUCUUGUGGCCGUGGGCAACAUGAAACUCCUGACCUUCGAGGCCUCUGACCUCGAAAAGGGAGGCUCCUCAAGUAAAGUUGUAGACUGCAUUCUUUGCUUGAAAGGUUACUAUGAGUGGAAGCAAGCAGGUGGAAUUGGGGUUUGGAGGUAUGGUGGGACCGUGAAGAUUACAUCAUUUCCGAAGGAAUCUCCACCUUCAUUAGUUGGCAGUGAAAGUGCUGACGAGUCUGUGGAUGAAUCUGAGUCAUCACAAUAUGAACAGUUAUUGGAAUUUCUUCAUCUCUCCAGUGAGGUCUCAGUUGAAGAAUCCAAGGUUGCCAAUGCAUUAACAUUUCUUUUUGAUGGUUUUGGCCUUGGACUGCUACAGGCAUAUCUCAAAGACCAGAAUGAAAUUGAAGACUUGCCUUUGAAUGCAAUGGUUAUUGAUAUCAUACUCAGGAAGGUGGUUAAGGAUUUCUCAGCACAGCUUGUUUCUCAAGGCAUUCAGCUUGGACUGCUUCUGAAGAAAAUAUUGAAAGGUGAUGGGAUUCCUCUAUCCAAACCAGAAUUUCUAGAGGCCAUUUCAAAAUAUCUUGCUCAACGAACUAGUUUAGCACCAAGUGAUGUGUCCAAAUUCUGUAUUUGUGGUGGGAAACGUGAAGUAGUCCACUGCAAUAUUGACCGCUUUGCUGGUGAUGCAGAACUUAUUCAUCAUCAACAGAAACAGCUUGAGGAGCUAAAAUCAUGUCUUCGAGACACUAAAUUAGAAGUCAAGCACAUCCAAGCUGGCUGGGAUGAGGAACACAGAAGGCUUGAGCAUCACAUUAAGGGCCUUGAAGUGGCUUCUUCUUCCUAUCAUAAAGUUUUGGAGGAAAACCGCCUACUUUUCAAUCUUGUCCAAGACCUAAAAGGAACAAUUAGGGUCUACUGUAGAGUUAGGCCCUUCCUACCAGGACAAUCCAGUGGGCAGUCAACAGUUGAUUAUAUUGGAGAAAAUGGAAGUAUCAUGAUUGUCAAUCCUUCUAAGCAGGGCAAAGAUGCAAGAAGGGUGUUCAAUUUCAAUAAAGUCCUUGGAAUGAAUGUGACCCAAGAGCAAAUAUAUGCAGACACUCAACCAUUGAUCCGAUCUGUUCUUGAUGGUUACAACGUUUGCAUUUUUGCAUAUGGACAGACUGGCUCGGGGAAGACAUACACAAUGAGUGGUCCUGACUUGGCAGCAGAACAGACAUGGGGUGUAAAUUAUCGAGCUCUACGUGAUUUGUUUCAAAUUUCAAAGACAAGGAUGGACAUAAUAGAGUAUGAAGUCGGAGUCCAGAUGAUUGAGAUCUACAAUGAACAAGUCAGAGAUCUAUUGGUCAUCGAUGGAUCUAAUAGACGAUUGGAUAUACGGAACAACUCUCAAUUGAAUGGCCUCAAUGUGCCUGAUGCAUUCUUGGUUCCAGUUAAAUGUACUGAGGAUGUUCUUGAUUUGAUGAAAAUCGGCCAAAGAAACCGUGCUGUGGGUGCUACUGCUUUAAAUGAGCGUAGUAGCCGGUCUCAUAGUGUUUUGACAGUCCAUGUCCGAGGAAAGGAGUUAGUUUCUGGAUCCAUAUUAAAGGGUUGCCUUCAUCUAGUGGACUUGGCUGGAAGUGAGAGGGUGGAUAAAUCUGAGGCUGUUGGUGAAAGGUUGAAGGAAGCCCAACAUAUAAACAGAUCACUCUCUGCACUAGGAGAUGUCAUUUCUGCACUAGCACAAAAGAGUGCACAUAUUCCUUACAGAAAUAGCAAGCUCACUCAAGUCCUACAAGAUUCUUUAGGUGGGCAUGCCAAGACAUUGAUGUUUGUUCAUAUAAAUCCUGAAGUUAAUGCCAUUGGUGAGACCAUUAGCACCCUCAAGUUUGCAGAAAGGGUUGCUUCAAUAGAGCUUGGAGCUGCUCGAUCUAAUAAAGAGACUGGUGAAAUCCGAGACCUCAAGGAAGAGAUAUCCAAUCUCAAACUCACCUUAGAGAGAAAGGAAGCUGAACUGGAUCAAUUGAAAAGCAACACCACUCGUACAAUAGAAUGCCAAAGAGCACGCGCUGCUUCACCUCUGCAUAUGCCAAAAUACAGUAUUAAUGGCUCCUUAAAGCCUGAAGCCCCUCAUCGCUCUGUUGAUGAUACUAGAAUUUCCGAGGUAAGGAGUUGCUCUUCAGGGAAGCAGAGGAAGUCUCGUUUUCCCUCAAAGUUCUCAGACAAAGACACUAUUCCAAAGAUGCCUUUCCUUGCUGAAGAGAGACUAGCGAACUCUGGCAAAGCAAGAUCACCAUCCCCAACUGCGAGGAGAUCAUUAUCAACCGAUAGGGGGAGUUUAAUUAAAGGUAGAAUCAAGCCUGAAACAAUUGAGAACCAACCGAUCAGUAAACUCCAGUUUCCUGUCAGAGUUCCUGUCAAUAAAUCUGUUGCUACACUACCCGUCAUCCCAUCCAUAGAGCACAGCACGAGAGGAUUUUUGGGUACCAUAGAGGUACCGAAGCAGGAUAACAUUUCCGAUGCAUUCUUCAGCUUCCAAAGGGCCAUCUCCAAGAAAGUUCAUCCAGAAAAGGAAGAGCAGCAGCAGUUUAAGCAAGUCCUUAACGUGAGGCAAGGGGGCAUUAGGAAAACCAAGCCCGAAAAUAAGAUCAAGGCUAACAAUCAACUGCCAGCCAAAGUUCAGAAGUCUGAUGUCCCUGCCACAUUGCUUUCUGACAUGGACAACAUCGGUGGAAGGAUGGAGGAACCUCGAAAGAGCGACUUCUCUGAGCCAGAAAAUGAACAGGGGCUUGCUGUAUCACCGGUGCACAGCACCAUGAGGGUGAAAAAGCUUCAGAGGAACUCCUCGAGGAAUUCUCAAAAUGUCGAAUCUAGGGAACUAGGGCAGACAGUGGAAUCCUUCCUCCUAUCGGGGAAAAACGAGCAGAAGGUUUCAAAUGGCGCAUUUCGCCAUCCAAAGGAAGCCAGCAGCAACCAAGCUAUGCCAGAAUUCCGGAGGAGCCGGUCUACACCCCGCGGGAAGUUCAUGAUUUUGCCUUGAGGGGUUGAUCGUAUUCUAAUGCAGCGGCAAGUUUUAUUUCCUUGAUUCUUUUAGAUUUUGUACAGAAACAAAUCGAUAUUGAAACCUGAGAUGCUCGGUGUCUUUUACGAAGAUUGAGAGAAGACGACGGUGAAGUCACUGGACCCCCCGGAGUUGAUAAUGGAAACCUUUCUGCUAAAAGCCAAUUUUUGUGCGGCGGAUUUCAUCAUCAUCAUCAUCAUCAUAUAUAUAUAUAUAUAUAUGAGAGUAUCUGUAAUUAACAUCUAAAUUUUUCUAAAUCUGUACUUUUGUGAUCUUUCUUGUGAGCCAAACAAGUGAUGUGCUUGCUGUAAUAAUUUAUAAUCUGCUGCUUCUAUUAUAUUAAUUAACUAAUCUUUUUUCUUCUAGUUUUUGCUGUGGCAGAAUGCACAAAGGCAUGCUGCAUCAGCAUUUCUGGAACAGAAGACUCUCAUUCUUUGGAGUUA
This is a messenger RNA of Diospyros lotus (date-plum), 3963 nucleotides long. RefSeq names its product kinesin-like protein KIN-14F. Gene Ontology annotation, molecular function: microtubule motor activity; ATP binding; microtubule binding. The coding region runs from base 2 to 3499 and encodes 1165 amino acids. The transcript has 17 exons. Lineage: Eukaryota; Viridiplantae; Streptophyta; Magnoliopsida; Ericales; Ebenaceae. Gene Ontology annotation, biological process: microtubule-based movement. The record is from RefSeq and is a predicted model, not a curated record.